Molecule: messenger RNA, 2388 nt
Organism: Gastrolobium bilobum
Lineage: Eukaryota; Viridiplantae; Streptophyta; Magnoliopsida; Fabales; Fabaceae
Product: protein TPX2
Exons: 19
Coding region: 1-2388 (795 amino acids)
Biological process (GO): mitotic spindle assembly; activation of protein kinase activity; regulation of mitotic spindle organization
Cellular component (GO): mitotic spindle; nuclear microtubule
Molecular function (GO): microtubule binding; protein kinase activator activity
Source: RefSeq, a predicted model, not a curated record
AUGGCCGUGGCGGAGGAAACCGGAGGCGGCGGCGGCGGCGCCACCGUCGUCACUGUGAUCGACGAGAUGUAUGAGUUCUCGGCGCCGCGCUUCUUUGAUUUCGUCAAAGGGGAAUCCGACGAUGACGCGCGAAGGGCCGAGCUCUGGUUCGACACCGCUCUCUCCUAUGCACCUUCUCCAUUCAUGCCUAAAAUCAAGACUGGUAGAUCUAUUACUGUAGAUAGCUUGUGUGAUUUUAGUGAAGCUGACACAAUGCCGAAGACGUCAGCAAAUGUUGAUGAUAAUAUUCUGAAAACCAAUAUACAACCAGAGUGCAUGACUACCAAAAUAAAGGAAGAUGAUGCACCUUGCACUGAAGCCAAGGAAGAAAAUAAUACAAUUGCUUCUCAUGUGGUUUCUGCUGAUAAGGAAGAUGAUGCACCUUGCAUCCAAGCCAAAAAAGAUAAUAAUUCAACUACUUCUCAUGCGGAUUCUGCUGCGAAGGAAAGAAGUGAGAAUGAUGAUUAUAAAGGGGAUAGUGCAUGCUUAAGAGUUUCAUCAUCCAGUGGAGCAUCUGUUGAAGUAGGAAAAGAUGCUUGCACACCAAAUCCAACAUUGCAGAAAAAAGUCACAGCCACGAAUUCCAAGAAGCAACAGAACACUAAAAAGAUAGCCAUGAAUACAAAACCUCAGUUACAGUCAGCCGCCAUGAAGAGCACUGCUGGGACUCCACACUUGGUCCAAGAGAAUCAAGCUAUUAAGAAGCAAAAAUUGGAAGGAGGAAAAACUAGACAGAUUCUGAAUGUCAAACAUCAAACUUUGCCUCAUAGUAAGUCAAAAUUGGGUUUAACCACUAGCAAUGCCAACGUCUCUUCAAGUACUAGUAAAACUAUAAGAGAGGACAGAAAGGUUUAUGUUCGUGAAACACCAACACCAGCACCUAUGCCAUUUGUAUCAAUGGCAGAAAUGAUGAAGAGAUUCCAGUCUAGUACGAGAGACCUGUCAUUACCCAGCGCUCCUCCUUCUCAUGUAAUACAUGGUGAUGGUGCUUCCUUGAUCCAGACAAAACCGAAACUCACAUUGACCAGGCCAAAGGAACCUGAAUUUGAGACAAAUCAGCGGGUUCGCCCAACUAAGGUGAAGAGUACUGCCGAACUUGAGGAAGAAAUGAUGGCUAAAAUGCCAAAAUUUAAGGCUCGGCCACUGAAUAAGAAGAUUUUGCAAACAACUUUGCCUCCCAUGCCAAGAAGUACACCACAACCACCAGAAUUUAAGGAAUUUCAUCUGGAAACUUUGGCUAGGGCCCAUCAAAAUGCAGAUUCAGCUUCAAUAGCUUCAACAGAGGUGUCUCAUAAGCAGAAUUCUAGGAAGCAUCAUCUUACAGAACCUAAAACACCAGUACUUCAAACGUCACUAAGGGCCCGCCCACCCAAGAUAAAAAGCACAUUAGAAAUAGAGCAAGAGGAGCUUGAAAAAAUCCCUAAAUUCAAGGCAAGACCUCUAAAUAAGAAGAUCUUUGAAAGUAAAGGAGAUAUUGGAAUAUUCUGCCAUACCAAGAAACAUGUUACCGAACCUCAAGAAUUUCACUUUGCAACAAAUGAGAGGAUUCCACCACCUGCGGCAGUGGCACCUGCGGCAGUGGCUGAUAUGUUUGCCAAGCUUUGUUUAAAGUCUGAACCACGUAACCACAACCCAAUUCCUAAAAACACGACUCCAAGUCCAUUUCAUCUCCACACAGAGGAAAGAGGCGCUGAGAAAGAGAAGAAACUGUUCAUGGAACUUCUGCAUAAACAGUGGGAAGAGGAAACAGCAAGGAUUCCCAAGGCUAAUCCAUACCCUUAUACCACUGACUACCCCGUGAUCCCUUCAAAACCAGAACCCAAGCAAUGCACAAGACCAGAGCCAUUCCAAUUGGAGAGCCUAGUGAGACAUGAGGAAGAAAUGCAAAGGGAACAGGAAGAAAGAGAGAGAAUGGAAAGAGAAGAGGCGCAGAUGAAAACGUUUAAGGCACAACCAAUCUUAAAAGAGGACCCUAUCCCAGUUCCAGAGAAGGUCCGCAAACCCCUUACUCAAGUUCAGGAGUUUGAUUUACACGUAAAUCAUCGGGCUGUGGAUAGAGCAGAAUUUGAUGAAAGGAUAAAAGAGAAAGAAAAGAUGUACAAACGAUACAGAGACGAGAGUGAAGCAGCAAGAAUGAUAGAGGAAGAGAAGGCACUGAAACAGUUGCGAAGGACAAUGGUUCCUCAUGCUAGACCAGUUCCAAAAUUUGAUCAUCCGUUUUGUCCCCAAAAGUCUGCUAAGGACACAACAAAACCCAAGUCACCAAAUUUGCGCGUACUCCAUAGAAAGGAGAGACGAAAGAUAUUCAAUGGAACUGUACUCUCGAGUCCUGCUGCUAACAUGAGAUGA